Molecule: messenger RNA, 582 nt
Organism: Peronospora matthiolae
Lineage: Eukaryota; Oomycota; Peronosporomycetes; Peronosporales; Peronosporaceae
Source: the annotation of a GenBank genome assembly
AUGACGAAUGGCACGACGACCUUGCACGAAGCAGCUGCCAAUGGCAGUAUCUUAACAGUGAAGGUACUGGUCGAGCACAAGGCGCAACGUGAGAAGACCAUGGCUGAGCUGCUGCGUCAAAGCGGAUGUGACAAACGUUGGCGGUGUUACGCCAUUGAUGCUGUCUUGUCUCAUGAACAAGCCCAUCGUGAUGAAAGAGCUGCUGGAGGGCGGAGCAGCGCUGUCGUUGACAAUGGCCUCACGGUGCUUCACGUGGCUGCUCAAACUGUGUUUUCUGCAGCGGUUCAGGGGAUUCUGACGUAUUGUUCAGAGGAUGUGAAGGAAGCUGCGAAUCUAUUGUCGGAUGCUGAUGCCAAGCCAUUGCAAGUUGCUGCUGGAAUGGAGCAUCAUGAAAUUGUGACGCUGCUGAAGCCGAUCAGCGAGGAAUUCGACGAUGCUGGUUUGGACAAGCUGGUAGUGGAGGAGAAGGCUAAGCUGGACGCGUAUGACGAACAGGCUGCUAAGAACAAGAAUGAUGUUGCCGCUGUUGAAGCAAAGGAGCCUGAUACUGCGGAAGAGAAGCUGGAGGCUGAAACCCGGUAG